Paramecium primaurelia is the source of this 854-nucleotide messenger RNA. NCBI's taxonomy places the organism in Eukaryota, Ciliophora, Oligohymenophorea, Peniculida, Parameciidae. The record is from the annotation of a GenBank genome assembly.
AUGGGUUUGUUAAAAACUAAAGGAUAAAGUGUAUAGAAAUUGAUGGGAAUUAAAUUGAAUGAAGAAGUUUAGCCUAAUUAUUCAUUAAAGGUAAUAAAUUAAUUUAUUUUAGAAUAUCAUUCCUGAUUAAAAAGGAGAUAUUUUAAUGAUAAUAAAUUAUGAUUUGAGUACUACUGAAAGGUUGUUGAAAUAAUAAAUAAUAAAUUUAUGAUGAUGACAUAAGAGAUGGAGUAUAACAUAUUCAUUAUGAUAAUUUAUAGAAUAGAUAAACUACUUUAUGAUAUAAAAUUUAUAAAAUGUAAUAUAAAUAGGAAUUUAGUAUCUCAUUAGGACAGCUAGAGGAAGAUUUGAAUGGUGAUGAAAUAUCACCCUCUCGAUAAUUUGAUUCAUUUAAACUAAUCAAUUAAUUAUCUAUAAAAACAAAGGAUUCUGUGGAACAGAAAUUUAAGUAAAUCAAAAGAAGAUAAAAUCAUCAUAAAUCUGAUAUUCAUAGACCAACUUAACUUCAAUCAAUUGAUUAGAAAAAUAAUUAAACUGAAAAAAGAGGUGCAACUUAUGAAAGACUACCUAGUGAUUUACAAAUAGAUUCAUAAAUCAGAUAAGCUAAAAGAAAGAACAUUAAAGUUUCAGAGUAAUCUCUUAGUAGAAAUAAUUUAUUAGAAUCGAAUUCAUCAUCUUACAGUUCAAAAUUGGGUUCAAAAUAAAAUUGUGUAAAGGGAAUUUUGAAGAAGUAGACACUUGAUUCUUCAUUUUCUGAUAAUAACUCAAGGAGUAGUAGUAUAGGUAGUAAGAAAAGUGUUAAGUUUAAUUUAUCAAAGCCAGAUGUAAGAAUGGCAUUGAAUCAAUGGAAAUGA